Syzygium oleosum is the source of this 674-nucleotide messenger RNA. Its product is annotated as protein NUCLEAR FUSION DEFECTIVE 6, mitochondrial-like. Bases 59 to 358 code for a protein of 99 amino acids. Gene Ontology annotation, cellular component: mitochondrion. The transcript has 3 exons. NCBI's taxonomy places the organism in Eukaryota, Viridiplantae, Streptophyta, Magnoliopsida, Myrtales, Myrtaceae. The record is from RefSeq and is a predicted model, not a curated record.
ACACAGAGAGAGAGAGAGAGAGGAAAGAAGGAACGAAAACCUGCAAAAACCUCCGGCAAUGGCGUCUUCGAAGGUGGUCUCCAGGUUAUCCUCUCGGCUGCGCCUUCUCUCCUUCAAGCUCAACCAGUCCCCGCUCUCUCCCUCAGCUCCGCUCCCCUCCUCCGCCUCCGCCUCCGCUUCCGCUUCUUCCAGGCGCUUCUCUCGCGCCUUCUCGCGGUUGCCCUUGGAGUUGAGCGGCGGCGUCGAAUCCUUGAUGCCUCUCCACAGCGCCAUCGCCUCGGCGAGGCUCCAGUCGAGCUUGGCAAUGGAGUCCCAGAGCUGGGGAUUAGUGCCUCAAGGAAUUUCUAUGCCUUUAUGACAGUCUAUCAGAGCAGCGACUUUUUGAGGCAACCAUUUUUCUUGUUUAGGGAUGCAGAUGGCAUGUUGAGAUUUUUUCUUGAGUCUAGUUUAAACAGUUCAAACUAAUGAACGAUGCUGGUAACUUCUACAAAGAUCUGUCUCUCUUCCUCACCAUCAAUCAUCAUGCUCCUUUAAUUCCUAUGCAGAAAUGAUGCAUGAGGAUCUGGUUUGACUUUGAUAAGGAAUGAGCAUGACUUUUUGCAAACUGCCAAAUCAGUGUUGUAGAAUUUUGCCUUUCUUUUCCUUCCAUUAUGGGAAUAUCUUUCAUUUUCUAA